AUGGAUCAGGACCAGUUUACAGCAAGUUUGUUCAAGUGGGAUUACCCACGUAGUUCUCUUGCCUCCUCCGCACCUCCUCAGCCAAGCACGGCACAAGCGUCGUCCGCGACGCUUCCGCCAUACUUGGCUAGAGGUUUGUUAGGGAUAAGAGAUCCUGUUGGCAUACCUGGAGUAGGUAUGGGAAUGGGUAUGGGUAUGGGUAUGGGAAUGGGAAUGAGCAUGCAGGGAAUUGCAAUGGGAAUUCCAGGAAAUGCUGCUACAGCAGGAACAGCAACAGGAGCAGGAGCAGGAGGAAGUUCAGGUUAUUCUGGUGGACUGGAAGAGUUAUUCCAGGCGUACGGAAUAAGGUACUACACGGCAGUAAAAAUAGCGGAGAUGGGAUUCACAGUAAGUACAUUGGUGGACAUGAAGGAGGAAGAGGUGGAUGAGAUGAUGAACAGCCUUUCUCACAUAUUCCGUUGGGACCUUCUUGUUGGUGAGCGUUACGGCAUUAAGGCUGCAAUCCGUGCUGAGAGACGUCGUCUCGAGGAGCUCGAGGAGUCUCGCCGCCAUCGCCACCACCACAACAACAAUAUGAGCUAUUCAAAUACACCCCCGCCUGACUCUACCCACCACCCUCUUGAUGCCCUCUCCCAAGAAGGACUAUCAGAGGAAGGAGGUGUACAUGAGAAAGAGGUAGUAGGAAGUGGUGGAGGGAAUUGGGAAAUGAUGGUAACAUGCCCUACUAAUCAACACACAAAUCAAGAUGAUCAACUAAGAAAGAAGCACAGGAAACAUGAGCAUCUUCAAGCAAGGAAAACAGUUCAUAACAUGAUGAACAUAUCAGCAGCUCAUAUGAAAGUAGGGCAAGAAAGUGGGAGAAUAAUAGGGAACCACAACAAUAGUAAUAGUAACAUCGAUGAUGAAAUGGAAGAAGAAGAAGUAGACGACGAUGAAGAAGUAGGCCGUGGUGGUGGUAUUGGUGGCAGCGGCGGCGCCGAAAGGCAAAGGGAACAUCCCUUCAUUGUUACUGAGCCAGGAGAAGUAGCGCGAGGGAAGAAGAAUGGAUUGGAUUAUUUGUUCCAUUUGUAUGAACAAUGCCGUGAUUUCUUGCAACAAGUUCAGAAUAUUGCCAAGGAGCGUGGUGAGAAAUGCCCUACUAAGGUAACCAACCAAGUUUUCAGAUUUGCUAAGAAGGCAGGAGCAACAUACAUCAACAAACCCAAAAUGAGGCAUUACGUGCACUGCUACGCUCUCCACUGCCUGGAUGAAGAGACAUCCAGUGCCCUCCGACGAGCCUUCAAGGAGAGAGGAGAAAACGUUGGCGCCUGGAGGCAAGCUUGUUAUAAGCCCCUGGUUACUAUAGCUGCACGCCAAGGGUGGGACAUUGAUGCCAUCUUCAACUCUCACCCACGCCUCUCCAUAUGGUAUGUCCCCACGAAACUCCGGCAGCUUUGUCAUGCCGAGCGCAGCUCUAGUAACACAGGUGGCUCCAUCUCCGCUGCUGCAGCCGGUGGUGGGCCACACCAUCUUCCUUUCUAGUCAGUCUCCUAGAGUGCUUGUAUUCUUUGUGAAACACGAACAAGUAGGCAUGUAAUAUGGUUAAAAACUUGAA
Messenger RNA from Beta vulgaris subsp. vulgaris (sugar beet), 1594 nucleotides. Its product is annotated as leafy/floricaula homolog FL1. Gene Ontology annotation, biological process: regulation of DNA-templated transcription. Bases 1 to 1521 code for a protein of 506 amino acids. The transcript has 4 exons. NCBI's taxonomy places the organism in Eukaryota, Viridiplantae, Streptophyta, Magnoliopsida, Caryophyllales, Amaranthaceae. Gene Ontology annotation, molecular function: DNA binding. The record is from RefSeq and is a predicted model, not a curated record.